This is a messenger RNA of Strongylocentrotus purpuratus (purple sea urchin), 2496 nucleotides long. Its product is annotated as serine/threonine-protein phosphatase 6 regulatory ankyrin repeat subunit A. The record is from RefSeq and is a predicted model, not a curated record. NCBI's taxonomy places the organism in Eukaryota, Metazoa, Echinodermata, Echinoidea, Camarodonta, Strongylocentrotidae. The coding region runs from base 3 to 1484 and encodes 493 amino acids. Gene Ontology annotation, molecular function: protein binding. The transcript has 9 exons.
UGAUGGAAAAAAAGAGGUUGUCGAAAGUCCAGUCUUUCCUGGAGCGAGAAAAGACGAUGACCUAUCACGAAAAGAUGACCCUCCUGGAAACCUCGCGGGUGUCUUCUUCAGAGGUCAUAGAUCAUCGACCUUUUGGUCUUAACAGUGGCUUAAUGGUGCACGUAAAAGCCAAUGUGUCAUUCAGUAAUGAUGUCCAAGAUCAAGCUCCAGUGAGGACAAGAACAAUGACCCAGGGGUCAAAGUUCACAACUUCUAGUCUUGAUGCUCAUGCUUCUGUCGCAGAUACAACAAUGGAUUUGGUAGAGGCAGCUGCUAAAGGUGACACUGAGAUGGUUCGGAAGGCUGUAUCCAAGAAUCCUUAUGGGUCAAAGGGCAAUGACCAGGCAAUGCAGAAAGCUGUGCAGUACGGCCAGACUGAAGCUCUCCAAGAGCUCCUUAAUGCCGGAGUAGACCCAGACAUCAAAGUUCAAGGGGGACGCACCAUGCUCCAUGAGGCCUGUGUAGGAGGGCACAAUGAAGUCCUGAAGCUCUUGCUGAUCCAUGUAACAGACAUGGAUGCCACAAACAGCCUCGGCCAGACGGCUUGUCAUACAGCUGCUUACCAUGGGGAACUGGGCUGUAUGAAAGUCUUGGAAGAAGCAGGAGCUGACUGUAGCUUGCAGGACAGUAAGGGGUGCUCUCCGUGCCAUCUAGCAGCCCAGCACAAUCACCCCUCCAUCCUCAACUUCCUGCUCUCCAAAGGAAUGGACAUAGAGGGCGCUGAUGAUAACGGACGCAGGCCACAGCAUGUAGCAGCUAGACAUGGAGCAUUGGAAUGCCUGGUGCUGUUUCUUCAAAGUGACUGUGAUACGACGGUAGAGGAUGGGUCAGGCUUCACGGCGGGUCACCAUGCUGCUGCCAAAGAUCAUCUUGAUUGCCUGAGGUUUCUUGUAAAGCAUGGUAGCGACAAAGAGGUCAGAGAGAACCAUGGAAGAACAUUAGCUCAUCUGGCAGCAGCCAGUGGGUCUAUGACAUGUCUUCACUGGCUUUUAGAGAAAGGCAGUGAUGUCAAUGUUCAAGAUAAACUUGGCAGCACCCCCGUUCACCUUGCAGCUGCCGGGGGACAUCACCUCUGCUUCAACUGUUGCCUUCAGCAUGGAGGUAAUCUCAACAUCUUGAAUGAUAAGAAGGAGACUCCCAUAGACACAGCCAGAAGGUUUGGACAUCCAGUCAAGAUGAACCAAGCAGUGAACAAUGAGAUCCGCUGUACCCACUGUAAUGAUAACUAUGAGCUCUCAUGUUGGGAGGAAUCUCACCAACCAAACGUCGUUCAGAGAGCCAUCAAUUCCUCCAAGACCGCCAUCUUCUCCUCUCCUAUGCCAAACAACAAGAAGAAAGAGACAAAGAAAGUUACCCCAAGAAAGGAACCCACCGUUCCUGGAAGGGGGAAACUCCCUAAUCGAGAUCUGGCUGUCAGGUACUUUGGGAGAGAGGAAGGAACCUAGCUCAAACCCACUCAUUUUGUGCACAGGUCUGGACAGAAUACUUCAAACUAGUCACAGAAUGUUUGAGUGUGGCUUUGUACUAGUUCUGAGCAAUAUUUGUGCUGGUAAUUGUCUUUACAUAUUGAAUUGAGGUACAUGGAACUUAGCGACAUUUUGUGGCUCAUAAAACCUUCUUUUAAAUAAAAGGAUGCAUCUAGCCAUUGAACACUUAUUCAUGUAUUUGGAUCUACAUGUAACUAGUCUUGGCAGGCAUUUAUUUGAUAAUAUGAUGCAAACGCCAGUUAACCCAUUGGCUACUGGAUUAUUUCAUUCCCAUAGGCUUAAUACAGGGACUUCUUGGUUUCAGUAGGAAAUGGGUUAAUGACUGCUCUGUUUAGAAAGUCAGAAACAGAGAGAAGAUGAAUGUUAAUGUGCCAGAUGCAUUCCUUUGCUUAAAAAUCCAGUUUGAUGAGCCUUUUACUUUGCUAUGCAACCUAAAGAAAACUUCACCUUGAAAAUGCAAACCACCAUAUCUUUUUGACAGUUUCAGUAUUAUAUAGCCUAACUUGAGGAAGCAGGGAUAUAAAUUAGUUCUAGAUAUUUAGAUCAUCUUAGUUCUGCCUCAACAAUAUUAUUUUGAUUUUUAACACAUCUAAGCAUUCUUGGUGCAUCGGUUUGUGGACAUCACUUGGCAAAGCUACCUUGGGUCAUGGAAGAACAAUUUUCUUUGUUGAUAUAUUAUCUCACAUGCCGUGAACAGUUAUAAAAAUAAGCUAAAUCUGUCGAACAAGUAAAAAACAAAAAGAACAAAAGAACAAAAUAACACAGUAUUCCUCACGACCAUACCAGUGAUGCAUCACUAAUAUUUGAUGUGCUUGGUUGUAUAAGAUGAUAUUGAUAGUUUGUAGGAAUAAACUUCAUGUAGGAGAGUUGAAUAAUCAGAUGAGCUAAAUAACAAAACUAUCCCCAGUAUUACUUUUCAAUCAUUGAGUUUCUGGUUGGGUCUCAAAGCAAGUCAAGAAUCACGAAAAAA